Messenger RNA from Heteronotia binoei (common prickly gecko), 2400 nucleotides. Its product is annotated as vomeronasal type-2 receptor 26-like. The coding region runs from base 1 to 2400 and encodes 799 amino acids. Gene Ontology annotation, molecular function: G protein-coupled receptor activity. Lineage: Eukaryota; Metazoa; Chordata; Lepidosauria; Squamata; Gekkonidae. Gene Ontology annotation, cellular component: membrane. The transcript has 5 exons. Gene Ontology annotation, biological process: G protein-coupled receptor signaling pathway. The record is from RefSeq and is a predicted model, not a curated record.
AUGGUGACAAAGUUUUACCAACACAUCUUGACCUUGGCCUUUGCUGUUCAUGAGAUCAAUCAGAACCCCAAGAUCUUGCCCAAUGUUACUCUUGGGUUCCACAUCUGUGACAGCUACUACAGCAAAAGGAUGACCUACCGUACCACUCUGGAUCUGCUCUAUAAGCUGCAUAAAUAUUUUCCCAACUAUGAAUGUGUCAUCCAGAAAAAAACAAUGGCUGUCAUUGGGGGACUUGGCUGUGAUAUCUCCUUCCAGAUGGCAAAUAUUCUAGGUCUCUUCAAAAUACCACAGCUUACAUAUGGCCCACUUACUCAAGAGGAGAAUGACUUGAUACAGUCCCCUUCCUUUUACUCCAUGGUGCCAAAUGAAAACCAGCAGUAUAUGGGCAUUGUUCAGUUGCUCCAGCAUUUUGGAUGGACGUGGGUUGGGCUUUUUGUUGUGAAUGAUGACAGUGGAGAACAUUUCUCACAAGUAUUGGGGCCACUGCUUUUCCAAAAUGGUAUUUGUUUGGCCUUUAUACAAAGAAUAAAUAACCAAGCCCACUGGAAUAAGCUUGAAGAAGUUCAGGAUUUAAUUUCAAAUGUAUUUCAGUCUUUAGCUGAUAGUAAGGCUAGAACAUUUAUCCUCUAUGGAGAAUCUAGAGCUAUUAUUUCACUGAUCACCCUUAUAGCUCUAGGAGAUUUUGAAUGGGAAGAAAAUGCAUCAUUAAGAAAGGUGUGGAUCACAACAGCACAAGCGGAUUUUGCAAUGGUCGCCAUCCAAUGGGACUGGAAUUAUGAAUUCUUCCAUGGGGCCAUUUCCUUCACAGUUCAUGCAAAGGAGCUUCCAGGCUUCCAGAAAUUUCUUCAAGAUAUCAGACCUGAUUGGACUAAACAAGACAGUUUUUCCAAGGAAUUCUGGGAGCAAGCAUUUGCCUGCUCUUUUCUAAAUUCCAGUGAUGACAUGGAUGCCUACAAAGCAUGCACUGGGGAGGAGAAGCUAGAGAGUCUCCCAGGUCCUGUUUUUGAAAUGCACAUACUUGGCCACAGCUAUAGCAUCUAUAAUGCUGUCUAUGCCAUAGGCUAUGCUCUGCAUGCCAUUUACGAGUCUCGAUACAAACACAGAGAAGUGGUUGGUGGAAAAAGAGUUGACCUUCAAGAUAUACAGCCCUGGCAGCUCCACUCAUUUCUUCAACACAUUUUGUUCAACAACUCGGCUGGAGAAACAUUGUCCUUUAAUGAGAAGAUGGAAAUGGGGACUGGAUUUGACAUCACAAAUCUGGUCACGUUCCCAAACAGGUCUGUUCAGAGAGUGAAAGUUGGAGAGGUGAAAGGCAAUGCCCAGGAAGGAAAAGACUUCAUUAUUCAAGAGGAUCGAAUUAUAGUGCCCCUUUCUGUGUGCAAUGAUUACUGCCUGCCUGGUUAUCAGAAGAAAAAGAAGGAAGGAGAGAAAUUUUGCUGCUAUGAUUGCAUUCCAUGCCCAGAAGGAAAGAUUUCAAACCAAAAGGACUUGGAUGAAUGCACCCAAUGUUCAGAAGAUCAAUAUCCAAGCAAGGACCAUGACCAAUGCAUUCCAAAAAUGAUAAGCUUUCUGUCUACUGAAGAACCUUUGGGAAUCAGUUUAGCCUCUAUUGCAGUUGCUUUUUCCCUGUUCACUUUCUUGGUGCUUGGAAUAUUUAUAAAACACAGAGAUACCCCCAUUGUCAAAACCAGCAAUAGGGACAUUACUUACGGUCUCCUGAUCUCCCUCCAACUUUGCUUUCUCUGCCCCUUGCUCUUUCUUGGAAGACCUAGAAUGGUGACCUGUUUCCUCCAAAAAUCAGCUUUUGGCAUCAUCUUCACAGUGGCUGUUUCUUGCAUCUUGGCCAAAACCAUCACUGUAAUUGUAGCUUUCAUGGCCACCAGACCAGGGUCCAAGAUGAGGAAAUGGGUGGGGAAAAGACUGACCAAUGGCAUUGUUCUUACCUGCUCCCUUAUCCAAAUGUGUGUUUGUACAACGUGGCUAGGAACCACUCCCCCAUUCCCAGACGUGGACACCAAGUCAAUGACUGAACAGAUAAUUCUGCAAUGUAAUGGGGGAUCUGCAAUCAUGUUUUAUAUUGUCCUAGGCUAUUUGGGCCUUCUGUCCAUCAUCUGCUUGACUGUGGCUUUCCUAGCCAGGAAGUUGCCAGACUGUUUUAAUGAAGCCAAAUUUAUCACCUUCAGCAUGCUAAUUUUUUGCAGUGUUUGGGUGUCUUUUGUUCCAACCUACCUGAGCACCAAAGGGAAACACAUGGUGGCUGUGGAGAUCUUCUCUAUCUUGGCCUCCAGUGCUGGAUUACUAGCUUGUAUCUUUUUCCCAAAAUGCUACAUUAUUCUUCUGAGGCCAGAGUUAAACAAGAGCAAGCAGCUCAUGUGGAGAAAGAAAAAAAUUGCCCUGUGA